Messenger RNA from Galendromus occidentalis (western predatory mite), 2311 nucleotides. Its product is annotated as integral membrane protein GPR155. The record is from RefSeq and is a predicted model, not a curated record. Bases 284 to 2311 code for a protein of 675 amino acids. The transcript has 13 exons. Gene Ontology annotation, cellular component: membrane. Gene Ontology annotation, biological process: transmembrane transport. NCBI's taxonomy places the organism in Eukaryota, Metazoa, Arthropoda, Arachnida, Mesostigmata, Phytoseiidae.
GGAGCCGUGAACGAUGGGAUGAAUGACUAACUAACAAGCCAUUCCACUGACUGAGAGACGGUCAAAUAGAUAGAACACCUCACUGAGUGACUGACUGACUAACUGACCGACCGAAGCAUCGAUCUCUCUCUUGGCUUUAGCUCUACGAGCAGUGAGCAUCUAGCUGUCACCUAGCAAGCAAACACGCAAGCGAGCCAAACAGCCAGCCAGGAACAGGCCGACUUCUCCUCUCCAGUGGAGCAAACCGUCCCAAGCGGAGACGCGCUCCGUUAAAACGGAUAUCAUGUGGGCUCCAGAUCUGAACACAGACUUGGAAGAAGGCGACGACAGGAUGGCUGUGGUGCACAACACCUCUGUCACGCUUCUGCAGUGCGUGCUCAUCACAGUGGCAGGGUAUGUCAGCAGUCGCUUCGGGCUAUUCACCGAGGAUCAUAUCCGAGGGAUCGAGCUUUUCACAUCUAACCUCGCUUUGCCGGCAUUGAUGUUCGAGAAAAUCUCCUCACUGAGUCUUCGAAACGCUCACGGAGAUCUGAUACUGGGAAUCUUCUUGGCGAAACUGGUCGUCCUCUGCUCAGUGGUCCUGAUUGGCUAUUGUUUCUCACAUAAAUCAUGGAAUAUCAUCGGUCUCUACGGUAUUUUUGCCACAAUGUGCAACGAUUUCGGGAUCGCUCUACCAGUCCUGCAAGCCCUCUAUGGUGCGAAGCUGGCCGACGAAUUAUAUUUGAUCGCGCCGCUAUCGCUAUGCCUGCUGAAUCCGGUGUGUCUCUACAUGAUGGAAACUCAUGCACAGACAACAAGCGAAGAAAACUUGCUCUUGGAACCCAGCACAUCAGGCAAAGGAAGAGCGAAGUCGGGAAGUCGAUGCACACUGCUGCUAGGUGUAGUUCUACGGACGCUCUUCCAUCCCCACGUCAUUAUUUGCCUCCUCGGAAUCGCAUUCAACAUGAGCGGCUGGACGAACAGCAUUCCCGAGUUUGUUCGAAGCAGUUUGGAUGUUAUCGGAAACUCAUUCGCGGCACUGAUAUUGUUCCUGCUCGGAUUCCGACUGAAUCCUAAGUGUGUUAAGCCAACCUACAAGCUGUCCGUGAUCGCUCUCAGCGUUGUUAAAACCCUGGCUUUACCGAUACUUUGUCUGAUCGGCGUCCGGUUGGUAUCCGAUUCGGUGUCGCUUUCAAAUUUCGCCUUCAUCUACGGUGCCGUACCGACACCGCCGCUCGUUACGGUAUACGCGAGUCAAUACGACGUCAACCCCCAACAGAUCUCGACGGCGGUAUGCAUUUCGUCGAUCAUGUCUCUGCCGCUGUUGUUUGUCGCCUCGAAAAGCACCGCUCUCAAUAUGGUUCAGCCGGAUCUGUCUGAUUACCAGGAGUUGGGGAGGGAUUUGACGCCUGGAGUGAUAGCUCUGGCGGUCGUGAAUUUUCUCUGCUGCGUUCUGGUGAUCAUUUACUUGACUUUGAUUUCGUCCCGAUUCGAACGGCUUCCUUUCCAUUUCGUCCUGUGUAUCUGCAUCUCGCAAAUUUUCCAAUCGUUGGGGAUGAUCUUCUGGCAUUUCCCUCAAGUGGUACUCAACGUUUACGCCGUCUGUUUCAUCACGGCGUCCCAAAUGAGCUGUCGACUUUUCCUCGCUUUCUUCGCUAUUAGCCUAUCUUCGCUGAACGAAGGCGACCGCUUCGAAAAGUAUAAGCGAAGGCUCACAUUAUUCGGAUUUGUCGCUUCCGCGGUCACCACCUUGUUGAUGUAUUGGACUAGCGGUCGCGAUGUGAUGACGAGCUCGAAUCUUCCACUCUUCCUCAAUGGCCAGAUCGAAGCUAUAAUUUUCACUAUAGUGCUCUCCUUCUCGCUGUGCGCCUCAUUUGGAGCGCUCCUGGACGCGCUCUUCCGAGAGACGGGGCUGUCAAGCCCGCUCAGAGGCAACACCGAGUCGAGCAAGCCAUCCCGUCAUCUUCAGAAGCACCUGCUGUGUCUCAUUGGACUCUCGGGCUCGGCGCUCGUGGGUCUCAUCCACACCUAUUGGAGGAUCUCAGAUUCUUCGGACCGGCCGCUCCUCAUUGCGAUAGAAUAUCUCGACUGCUACAUGGCUUUCAGUCAAGCACUCAUAAUUUUGCUCGCCUACGGCAUCCAUUCCAAAUAUUACAACAGAGCCGAGCGCCUCUUGUACGCCUAUUUCUCCCAUCAAGUUAGCCGGAUACUAUCCGCUUGGAAGAACUCCUCACUUUUCAUGAUCUCAUCGAGCUUUUCCCCUGCUCAUAAUAUCAUCGGCUGCGUCACGGUUAAAUCGACGGCCUGCGUUGCACCGCUUAGCCCCGCUUGA